Acanthisitta chloris (rifleman) is the source of this 762-nucleotide messenger RNA. RefSeq names its product taste receptor type 2 member 9-like. The transcript is spliced from 2 exons. Lineage: Eukaryota; Metazoa; Chordata; Aves; Passeriformes; Acanthisittidae. Bases 1 to 762 code for a protein of 253 amino acids. Gene Ontology annotation, molecular function: G protein-coupled receptor activity; bitter taste receptor activity. Gene Ontology annotation, biological process: detection of chemical stimulus involved in sensory perception of bitter taste; G protein-coupled receptor signaling pathway; sensory perception of taste. The record is from RefSeq and is a predicted model, not a curated record. Gene Ontology annotation, cellular component: membrane.
AUGGAAGCUUGUCACUCUACAGAGCAAUCCAAUGGCACUUCAUACAGCAUCGUGGCUGUGGCCAUCAUCACCCUUGAGACUUUUGCUGGCCUGUGGAUAAAUGCUUUCAUUGUCUCUGUGCUUUGUAUUGCUUGGGUCAAAGAGAAAAGCUUAAACUCUAGUGAGAAGAUCUUGCUGCUUCUGGGAUGGUUCAGAUUUUGGUUUUUGUGUAUCUUAUGGGUACAUUCAUUUCUCUCAAUGAUUUAUCCCAACUACCUUUAUGUUCAUCCAAUACUUCAAAUAAUUGAAGGUGCAGGAAGCUUUUCAAAUUAUUCCAAUUUGUGGGUUUCUGCCAGUCUUUGUGUUUUUUACUGUAUCAAAAUUGCCAAUUUCAGGAACAGCUUCUUCAUCUACCUGAAAGUAAAAAUUGACAGGAUUGUGCCAUGGCUCGUUUUUUCUGCCCUUCUCCUUCUCUUUUCCCUCUGGAGACACAAACGCAUGAUGCAGACAAACUCCAUGAAGAAUCUCAGCAUGGAUGCCCACAUCAAAGCCAUGAAAUCUAUUCUCAGCUUCUUUAUAAUUUACAGCAUCAACUUUAUAUUUUUGAUCUUGACACUGAUUUAUUCAAUUAAUGUCCAAAAUGAAGUGUUGCUUAUUAUUGAUGCAUUUCUGCCGGCUUUUCCAGGCAUUCAUUCCCUUAUUCUGAUUUUCAGCAAUCCCAAAUUGGAAAGAAUUCUGCUAAGGAUUCUAUUCUCUGUGGAAUGCAAGGUUUGCAUGAGGUAG